AUGUCUCUAUUUUGUUUACACUCUUUAGACAAACGCUUCUUCUCUCUAUUGCGUCUCACCUCAUUUCUCUUAUUCAUUAUUACAUCUUUUCUUCGGUUUUGUGAUCUCUCUCAUUCAAGUUUAAACUCUUUACACAAACUACCGUUUCCCUACUUUCUUCCCUCAUUUAUUGACUCGCUUCCUCUUUCUCCCUCUUACUUUCCCUUUUCUCUGUUUUUAUUUAUUUUUUUUAUCUCUCUUACUCUCUUUUACGCUUUUACACAAACCAUUCUUGUUCUCUUAUAUUCUCAGGUUUCUUUUCUUUCUUUCGUUCCUUUUUACUUUUACACUAGUCUUUCUUCAUUCUUUUUUCCCUCUCUUUUUAUUUCACCUCUUUUCCCUGUAGAUUUCAUUCGUCUCUCGCUCUGUUACGCCCGAAAAAAGAUGAGUCUCUCGUGGGACAAUACUGAAAUUGAUGUUGAUAUUGUAUCCUCUGCUGCUGCUGUUGCUGCUGCUGCUGCACCCUUGAUGACAAUCUUGACUCCGUCCACUGUCGCCUCUAUUUCUCCUGCUGCAACCUUGAUGACAAGCAUGACUACCCCCGCUGCCGACUCUAUUGCUAUUGCUGAAACGUUGAUAAUAAGCUUGACUCCCUCUGUAGCCGCCUUUAUUUAUGCUACUGCAAGCUUGAUGAAAAUCAUGACUCUCUCCAUCGCCGCCGCCAUCGUCACCUCUAUUUCUCCUGCUGAAGCCUCCCUGCCAAAUUUGGCCCUUUUCACAUAUGACCUUUACUGA
Acanthosepion pharaonis is the source of this 774-nucleotide messenger RNA. Lineage: Eukaryota; Metazoa; Mollusca; Cephalopoda; Sepiida; Sepiidae. The record is from the annotation of a GenBank genome assembly.